Messenger RNA from Stylophora pistillata, 1728 nucleotides. RefSeq lists its product as uncharacterized. The record is from RefSeq and is a predicted model, not a curated record. Lineage: Eukaryota; Metazoa; Cnidaria; Anthozoa; Scleractinia; Pocilloporidae.
UCUUCUUUUUUUAAUUUGAUUUUCAUAUGACUCAUUGGCCUGUGCACCCGUUAAAGUUUAGAAUCAGGGAAAUCAAGCAGACGACGAUCCUCUCUAUAGAUAUAUUAAAACGCUAAGACUCAUUUUCCCAAUUGCUUUCAAACCCAAACGAUUGCAGACUCUUCACCCAGUAACGUCAUGAAGGCUAACACUGAUCACGUGUUUGGUAGCCGCACUGACUGGAGAAAAAACAACGCGGGCGCGAGGUACUCCGCUGAAGAUAAAGAAAAAGAUGUUAGAGUAGCAAAAAUCUACAGAAGCAUCAGCAAGGUUCUAUAUUUUUUGUAAACUUUUUUGUUGUCGUUUUAAAUCAUUUUUUAUCUUCUCCCUUCUUUCUUUUAUUAGAGUUUACCUCUUCCCCCCUUUCUACCCUAACAAACUGAUAUUGUGAGCUUUCCGGCAUUCCUGGGCCUAAUCGAAGGGGGUGCUUUUUAAGUUAAUGCAGCAAUAGGACAAAAAUUGAAAGAACCGGUAAAGCACAUCAAGGAACUAUGCAAGUACAUGAAGAUAGAUAACACAGGAACAGAUUAGAAAUUGAUCUUCAGUGCUGAUUCCGCUGCAGUUAAAGCUAAAAAAGUUCUAAAUAAAGUGGCAACAUAAACAGGUUUUUCUUGUAUCCCUCAGUAUUAUUUGAGAAAGUGAGAGAGAAGGCGUUCCUUCGAGGGAGCCGCUUGCAUCACGGGGCGUUAAUUCUCGGAAAUGCGGUCUGUUACGGGUCGCGUGACCACUAGGGUAAUACCUUCAUCGUCCAUCUUUCCCGGAAAUCAUAUGAUUCCCAAAAUACUUUGUUCUCAGUCGCUUUGCCUAUCUGAAAAAGGUCUGCACCUAGGUUUCCUGCUUUGUUUUAGUAAAGAAGAUGUCUUCGCCACGAGAGCUCGAGGAAGCAUUCGACUUGCUGAAUGCGGAAGAUUUUGAGGCGGCCCGCAAGUGCGUUGAAGGCCUCCACGACGUUCUAAAGCGAAUGAAAGCGAAUACAGUUCACAAGGAAAGUAAAGCGUCCGAUGACGUAGCGAAGAAGUUUGAACAUGUUCACUUCUCUAAGAUACUGAAACUGAAUGUUGGAGGAUACCUUUUCUCGACAAGUUUGUCGACCAUGAAGAAAGAUCCAGGUUCCAUGUUACACGCCAUGUUUUCCGAAAGAUUUAACACCAAACCUGACGACGAUUGAACCUACUUCAUUGAUCGAGAUGGAACCCACUUCCGGUACAUCCUGAAUUAUCUGCGCACGGGGCAACUUGUCGUCCCUGACGAUGAGACUGUUCGUCUUGAGCUGCUGAUCGAGGCCAAGUUUUAUCAAGUUGAAGGAAUGAUAAAGGCACUGACGUCCCCCUUCGAGGGGUCUGAGAUCCUCUCAACUGACCAGGGCAAAACUUUGAUGAUGUGGUUGAAGAACACCCCAGGCCUGGGCAACGUCAGUGAUAAAUUGUUGUACCGUGCCUCUCGUGAUGGCUGGGCUGCCUCCAACUUUCACUCCUGCUGUGAUAACAAGGGACCAACGAUUACAGUGAUAAAGAGCGGAAAUUAUAUAAUUGGUGGAUAUUCUGAAGAACAGUGGAAUGGUAGGGUUGUAACAAAACCGUAUAGUCUCUGUCUUUAAGGCCGCGGCUCUAAGUUUCUGUAGAGUAAUUCUGGUUAGUUACUGAAUUAGAGGAACUGAGGCGAAGCUUGAAUUAAAAAAAAAUUCAUGUG